Molecule: messenger RNA, 2136 nt
Organism: Peromyscus californicus insignis
Lineage: Eukaryota; Metazoa; Chordata; Mammalia; Rodentia; Cricetidae
Exons: 6
Coding region: 1-1680 (559 amino acids)
Source: RefSeq, a predicted model, not a curated record
AUGAGCUCCCCGGAUGAGGUGUCAGCCCCUGAAGUCUGUGGUGACAAGGACACCGCUUCUGCCGGUGACAUGAAUUCCCGGGAUCAGGGGUCUGCUCCUGAAGCCGAUUUGGGCCAGGAGGGCAGGGAGCACUUAGGGGACCCCCUGAUCAGCCCUAGAGUAGUACCGGGGGCCUCAAGCCUCAUCCAAGGUCCUCUGGAGAUUGGAGACGGUGAGGGCGGCCUCCCGGGUAUGGAAAGCUGCGGGUUGCAAUCUGAGCGGAAAUUGGAAGCGACAGAGGAAGGAGAAGGGGUGCAUAGGGACCCGGAAGGCCGGACCAGUUCCCCCGUGAACCAAGAAGAGGUCGGCCUGGACUUUCUGCCCCAGCUCAGUAUUGAGGCUAUGGCUAUGAUGCGCGAGCUGACCAACCUGCAGACCCGAAGAGUCUGCAGGUACCAGUCCCCACAGACCUGUGCCGCUGAACUGGCUGCCCUUUGGGGACAUAUGGAUGAAGGCUCCAACAGAGGGGCCCUGUCCCUGAGCACUGUAGAAGGGAAGCAGACCUCUGCAGGCUCCCUGUACCCCCGGGGCCUGGGACGAAGCAGAGCCUGGGUGACCCCGAGGAGAGGAACCACAAAUAGGAUAGUGAGCAGUGAAGCUGUGCAAUGUCCCUCCUAUAACCCUACGUCUUCUGAUGAGUCCAAUGAGACGGGGGUGAUGAGGGUGACCAUUUGCCUCAAAGAAGGAGGCCAGGCCAAGCCCACUGGCCUCACUGAGCGGGAAGACACAGGCAAACACACGAGUGUCCAUGGCAGGGGAAGUUUCGUCCAUGUGCCCCCCUCUGUAAUGUCCAGUACGAACCGGACACUCAGCUCAGGCGUGGAGAAGCAGGCUUUGGGAGAGCUGGAAGGCUCUCUGUCGAAGAAAAAGCCAAGUAUAGUCUGGGGCACAGAAGGGAGCAGACCCAGCUUCCCAGGAGCGACUUCUGCUGCCACAGCUGCUGGAGCAGCAGCCUCUGCUGCUGUCCCUGCACCUACUCCUGCUGCUUCAGGGGCCUUUCCCAAGACCAGUCCGAGAAAGAAGGUACCCCAGGAGAAGAAGCCCUUGACAGAUGCCUCAAAAGGAUCCCUGGGAGGAACCUUCCCACCAUGGGGACAGAGACUCAAGUCAGCUCCUGUAAGGUCAGCCACCCUUCCCCCGAUCUCCGGGGUUGCCCUGCUUGGGAAGGCCAGUAAACGCUCACUGGUUUCCAGAACAAAAGAAUGCAAGCCUUUCUGCACUGGGAAGAGAUCCAUAGUAAGGAAGACAAAGGAAUCCCAACCAGGGGCCAAAGAAGAUAAUGACCCAACCAGAGAUCCUGGCCUGCAGGCCCAACUUCCAACACACAGGGCAGAGCAGCCUUGCACGUGCACGCAUCGUGGAGAAAUGAGCAGUGGAGACCCCAACACCAGAGCACCCCAAGUUGUGGGAAACUCUCAGGUCUUGUCCUUGAGCCAGAGAAGUGCCAGACCUAGAGCACCUGCACCGGCUGGGGACCAGGAUAUACUUGUGGGUCCUUUAUUACCUGUUGAAGAGGGUGAACCAGUAUUACAAGGCACACCAGGCUGUCCUCAGUGUCUGAUGCUACGGAAGGAAAUAGAGGAACUCAAGGAACAACUAGCCAUCAUGCAGGCCCUCAACGAAAAGUUCCAGGAUCUUUGAAAUGAUGCUCUGCUGUCCACAGGCCCUUUGAAGUUGGACCCAGCAUCCCUGCAGAAGAGGCCAGGCUACUGCCCAUGGAUCCUGCUCCCUUCCCGUCACUCUACAGCACUGGUUCUCAGCCUUCCUGAUGCUGCCACCCUUUUAUACCAUUCCUCGUGUUGAUGUGACCCCCAGCAUAAGAUUAUUUCAUUGUGACUUUCCUGCCUGUAAAUUAGCUACUGUUAGGAAUUUUAAUGUAACUAUCCCACAAGCUGAGAACCUGUGUUCUCCAGCCAGAGCCCACUUUGUGCCCCCGACUUUGCCCCUUGCCUACCCCUGGGGACAGCUGUUGCACACUAAGUAGUUUUGUCCUGUGUAUGGUCCGCCCUUUCUCUUCUGGUGGGUGAUGAGGUACAGCAACAGGGUGGUGGAAACUGUUCCUUUCCCACCCUUCCAAGAACACUAGCCCUCCUUUAC